Molecule: messenger RNA, 1273 nt
Organism: Danio rerio (zebrafish)
Lineage: Eukaryota; Metazoa; Chordata; Actinopteri; Cypriniformes; Danionidae
Source: RefSeq, a predicted model, not a curated record
GUGUGUGUGUGUGUGUGUGUGGUCAGCAGCUCCUCCUCCUCAUCAGGUUUCUGUUCUCCUGUUCCCAGUGUAUGAUGGAAGGUCUCUGCAUUCUUCCUUUGAGUGUGUGUGUGUGUGUGUGUGUGUGUGUGUGUGUGUGUGUGUGCGUGUGAAAGAAAGCUAGAGAGGCAGUGUGUGUGAAGCUUCAGGUCUGUUCUCAGUGUAUGAUGGAGCGUCCCGGUGUUCUCCCUCUGCUGCUGCUCUGUGUGUGUGUUCUCCUCCAGCCGGCUGCGUCUCAAUCCUCCGCGGGCUCCAGAGCAGCAGCAGCAGCACAGCGCUCCCGCACCCACUGGGUCACCAACGGCCGGGUGUUCCAGCUGCGCAGCCGCGGGCCACAGUAUCAGCCGGCGGGCAGAGCAGAGGCAGCCCGACCAGAAGCUCCCGCAGCGGAGCAGAGGAACUCCAGCAGCAGAUCUGAGGAUGGGAUGGUGUCCGAUGACCCCUAUGACCCCUACAAAUCCAUCAGGAACAACCCCUACAACCCAUACUACAACUACUACGACUCCUACUACCGGCCCAGGCACCGCAGCACGCAGAGGCAUCACGGAUACGGGACCCGCUACUUCCAGAACGGUCUGCCGGAUCUGGUGGUGGACCCUUACCUGAUCCAGGUGUCCACGUAUGUGCAGAGAGUGCCGAUGUAUAACCUGCGGUGCGCGGCGGAGGAGAACUGCCUGGCCAGCUCAGCAUCAGGAGCUGCAGACUACGACACGCGGGUUCUGCUGAGGUUCCCUCAGCGUGUCAAGAACCAGGGAACAGCAGAUUUCCUGCCCAGCAAACCCAGAUACGCCUGGGAGUGGCACAGCUGUCAUAACCACUAUCACAGCAUGAACGAGUUCUGCCAUUACGAUCUGCUGGACUCCAGAACUCAACAGAGAGUGGCUGAAGGCCAUAAAGCCAGUUUCUGUCUGGAGGACACGUCCUGCGACCCGGGAUACCACCGGCGCUACGCCUGCACGUCCCACACACAGGUCAUUACUUCAGUUCAAGUCCUCUUUCAUCAAUUCAUCAAGUUUCUGUAGCGCUUUCACAGAUUAGAUUGUGUCAAAGCAGCUUAACAGAUGAAGUUUUCACAGUUUUCAGAGUUCAGCUCAGUUCAGUGUCAUGUAAAUGUGACUGCUGAAAGCCCAAACACUGAAGAGCAAAUCCAGCCAUGCACAAAACUACAGCACAACAAUGCAAACGGCAGCCCUAAUCACAGAGGACACCGAGAUGAUGAGCUGUAAUCUACUGU